Molecule: messenger RNA, 2247 nt
Organism: Galleria mellonella (greater wax moth)
Lineage: Eukaryota; Metazoa; Arthropoda; Insecta; Lepidoptera; Pyralidae
Product: heterogeneous nuclear ribonucleoprotein A1, A2/B1 homolog
Exons: 7
Coding region: 267-1271 (334 amino acids)
Molecular function (GO): RNA binding
Source: RefSeq, a predicted model, not a curated record
CUCUAUCCAAAAUCUGUGGCUCUGUUUGUGCUCUAUUCUCUGUGCUCUGGGAGUGACUCCAUAUGUGUUUUCCUUUUUGAUAAAGGAGCUUAUUUUUGUUUGAAAUUUGCAAAUAUAUACAGAAUUUACCCAUUAGUCUUGUUACACCAGUUUUAACAUAGUAUUUGUUUAAACGUACAUAAAAUCUAAUUAAAAUAAACUAAAAGUUACUUUGCAUUAUUUAAUUUAUCAAUAUUUUGAAGGGAUAAGUCGUCAGCUAUAAAAAAAUGAAACCAAGCGGUGGCGGUGACGAAUAUGAGGAACCAGAGCAUAUGCGUAAAUUGUUUAUAGGAGGCCUAGAUUACCGUACUAAUGACGCCUCACUGAAAGAAUUUUAUGAACAAUGGGGUGAAAUUGUAGAUGUGGUCGUAAUGAAAGACCCACAAACUAAGAGAUCGAGAGGUUUUGGUUUUAUUACUUAUUCUAGAGCUCAUAUGGUUGAUGAUGCUCAGAAUAGCAGACCUCAUAAAAUCGAUGGAAGAGUUGUUGAACCAAAGAGGGCAGUGCCAAGAGAAGAAAUAAAUAGACCAGAUGCCAGUGCCACAGUUAAAAAAUUAUUUGUUGGAGGCCUUAAACAAGAUAUAGAGGAAGAAGACAUAAGAGACUACUUUAGUUCUUAUGGAAAUAUUCUAUCCGUUACCUUGGUUACUGAAAAAGAUACAGGAAAGAAAAGAGGUUUUGCAUUUGUGGAGUUUGAUGAUUAUGAUCCAGUUGACAGAAUAUGUUUGCAACAAAAUCACAAGGUUAAGGGCAACCGGCUUGAUGUGAAGAAAGCCUUGUCUAAAUCCGAGAUGUCGGGAGGCGGUGGCGGCGGGGGUGGUGGUGGCGGCGGACGGCGUGGAGGUAGAGGCGGUGGUGGUGGCGGUGGCUGGGGUAACCGGCAGAACCAGGACUGGGGUGGUUCAGAUGAUGGUGGAUAUAAUUCAGGAUAUGGACAAGGAGGAUGGGGCAACCAUAAUCCAUGGGAGUCCAACAAUUCCGGAGGCAACUGGGGUAAUCAAGGCUACGGCGAUCAGGGUGGCUGGGGUCAGUCCUCUAACAAUUUUGGUGGUGGCUACCAACAAGGUUUUAGCGGUGGUCCAAUGAGGGGUAACUACAACACUUCAAGGUCCCAGCCUUAUAAUACAGGCGGCGGAGGUAGCGGAUAUACGACGGGUGGUGGUGGCGGCGGCGGCUCAGGCUACAACACUAUGGGCAACUCGUCCUCUGGUGGAAAUCAGCGCAGGUUCUAAAGCAUCACUAAGCCUCUUGUCUCAAGUUACGCUUAGUUGAAGCUAGGCAGGCAGGCAGGCGGUAGUAUAGUGACGUAGCAGGCGGAAGGUAGGCCACGCAACAGCUAGCUAGUGAGGGCCAAGCGGACUUAGUGAAGCGACCACAUUUAAUUAGUCAUUUAACAUUUUAUUUCUCCUUCAAGUAAGGUUUGUUCACAAUAAGGUACUGUGUAGGCACCACAUCAAUUUUUCUUAAGUUUUUGCAAAUUAGCACAUCACAGUUUUUACAUUUGAAACAAGUAAGUGUUGAAGCACACCUGUGUCUUUUAUUAAAUGUAACACAAAGGAAUAAUUUUUGUCUUGAAUCCAUUUGUACUGUAAAAACUGUGGCUUCAAAGCAAUAUUUUCAUUUCUAGUCUAUAAGAAUUAUAUUUUAUAUAGAUUAUGUUAUAAAUGUUGGUCACUUUAUUUUUUUUUUUUUAUGACGCUCAGCUACGUUUAGUUACGACAUUCCAAAAUAAUUUGAAAAGACCUAAACAAGAUAAAAUGACUUAUUUUGUUGAGAAUGUUUUAGCUGAUAUCGUUUAUACGGACUUCAGUGUAAUUAUUUAUAUCAGUUAACUAUACUAUAUGUAGAGAUAUAUUACUUAAAUAAGUGGUUUAAUUAUUAUAUUUAAAAAUUACUCAAAGGUACAUUACUAUAACUAAUUUAAUUAACGUAAAGAUAUUAUUUUUACUUGUUAAUUGAUUUAAAAUGUGAAAGUUGUUAUACUUAUAGUAUACUGUUCUAAUGUGUUCCUGUUAUAUUCUUGCGAAACAUUUAAUUUCGUUGUAUUCUAAAUGUGUGGAGUAAAAUAUUUUAGUUAUUAUUAUUUUGUGUGCAUCAAAUUAAAUAUAUGGUGUUUUCCAUGGACUCUUCUACACGGACGAGAGACUCGAGUGGAAAAGGCCAUGGUAAGUGGACUUUGCCCAAAUAAAAAUAUAAAAAAAAUCACAA